Molecule: messenger RNA, 951 nt
Organism: Branchiostoma floridae (Florida lancelet)
Lineage: Eukaryota; Metazoa; Chordata; Leptocardii; Amphioxiformes; Branchiostomatidae
Product: flocculation protein FLO11-like
Exons: 2
Source: RefSeq, a predicted model, not a curated record
AUGUGCACAUUUAAAUCGUCUUUUGCCACGACGACGCUUUCUGAAUCGACACCGGUGGACGAAAGCACGACCGCGCAAAGAACGACAGUUCCUACUCUGGCGGUAACAACAGAGCAAAGCACUUUGACCUCAACCUUGCCACAGACCACCGUGGCAAGUACAAUAACGGAGAGGCCUAGUACGUUUGAAUCGUCUGUAGCCACGUUUACAACACCAAGUGCCACAACCACAAUCCUUGGUACGUCGGAAGGUCAUACCACCAUAUCGCAGACCACGUGGUAUCCGUCCACGGACACAACAUAUGGCAUGAAAACGACCACAAGCAGCCAAGGAACGUCAGUGCCAACGACAACGCUUGCCGAAUCUACAUCGGCAGACCAAAGUAGCACCCAAAGAACAACAUUUCGUACAGUGCCUGCAACCACUGAGCGAAGCACUGCUACAUCAACUCUGCUUGAGACCACAGUGGCUAGUACAACUACAGAGCAGACAAGCACAAUUGGCUUGUCUUCCGCAGCAUCUUCGACAGAACCUGCUCGAAGUACUCUUCUCAGCACUUCUGAAGGGUAUUCAACUGGACAGUCCACAGAAUAUUCUUCAGCAGGCACCACCCUUGAACCAAGCUCCACCACUAGCAGAUCAAGAACGUCAGUCCAUUCGACAACGUUUUCAGAAUCUACACCGGUGGACAAAGGUACGACGGCACAAAGAACCACAGUCUCUACACUGUCGGUAACGACAGAACAAAGCACAUUGACCUCAACCUUGGCAGAGACCACAGUGGCUAGUACAACAACGGAGAGGGCUAGCACAUUUAAAUCGUCUUUUGCCACGACAACGCUUUCUGAAUCGACACCGGUGGACGAAAGCACGACCGCGCAAAGAACGACAGUUCCUACUCUGGCGGUAACAACAGAGCAAAGCACUUUGACCUCAACCUUGCCAGAGACC